CACUGUGCACGCGCCCUCGUGCACGCGCACGUGAUCGCACCCCCCACGUGCACGCGCAGGUGAGCACACACCCCUAGACACGCGCGCACCCACCCAGUUGCGCCCCGGCCCCUUUAAGGGGCGUGGCUUUAACCCCGCGGAGUGGGCGUGGCCAGCACGAUGUGGGCGUGGCUACCGCGCGGUGGGCGUGGCCCCGGCUCGGCCCCGCCCCUUGCCGCCGAUUCAAAUUUGAAGCCGCUGCUUUCCCGCGCGAACGUGCCGCCCCGGCGCGCCUACGUCAUCCCCGCGGGGCGCGGCGGGGCCAAUAGGAGCGCGCCCCCGGCCGCUUGGCCCCGCCCCCUCCGUGCCCCCCCUCCCCAGGCAUGGAGCCCGCGGGCGGCAGCAUCCAGGCGCUGCUGCGGGCGGCCGAGUUCCUGGAGCGCCGGGAGCGCGGCACCGGGACCGCCACCGGCACCGGGAGGAGCAACCGGGCCCCGACCGCACUCGCGGAGGCCGAGCACGGCUACGCCUCGCUCUGCCCCGCCCGGGCCCGGCAGGCGGCGGGGGGCGAUCGGUCGGUGCACAACGCGCUGGAGAAGCACAGGCGAGCCCAGCUCCGGCGCUGCCUGGAGCAGCUGAAGCAGCAGGUGCCCGCCGGUACCGGCACCCGGCCCACCACGCUGAGCCUCCUGCACCGCGCCCGGCUGCACAUCCAGCGGCUGCAGGAGCAGGAGGUGAGGGCGCGGCGGGUGAAGGAGCGGCUGCGCAGCCAGCAGCAGAGCCUGCGGCAGCGCCUGGAGCGGCUGCUGGGCCCCGCGGGCAGCGAGCGGCUGCGGGCGGACAGCCUGGGGGCGGACAGCCUGGACUCGUCCCGGCUCUCCGAGCACUCGGGCUCGGACGGAGAGGAGGCCGAGGUGGAUGUGGAGGGCGCGGUGUUCGGCGCGGAGCUGCCGCCGCUGGCCGCCUUCAGCACCGGGAGGGACCACAGCUACUCCAGCCCCCGCGGGGCCUGGUCCUGACAGCGCCGCCUUCCGCACCCUGCCAACCUCCUCCUGCUGGAAAUGUCGCUGCCGGCCUCGCCGCCCGGGCACGGGGCACCGGGGGACACCGGGCAGAGCCGGGCACGGCGCGGCUAACGGGCCCCGCUGCGUGCAGCAAAGCACUUCGAGGGGGGCGGAAGAGGCGCUGGCAGCCGGCCCGGCCGUGGCGGGGACACGGCCCAGCCUGAAGCUGCCAGCAGCUCGCAGCGCCCAGCCCCGCCAGGCACGGCUACUGGCCCGCUCCGCCGCCCGCCGGGGCCAGGAAGGGGAAGUGAGGGCGCCGAGCACCUCGCCCGCACGCCCCCCGCACCGCCCCGGCCCCCCUCCCCUGUACAUACCCGCCACUAUCCCAGUAAAGGCACUUGGUCCAACCC
Anas platyrhynchos (mallard) is the source of this 1393-nucleotide messenger RNA. RefSeq names its product MAX dimerization protein 3 (gene MXD3). Gene Ontology annotation, biological process: regulation of transcription by RNA polymerase II. Lineage: Eukaryota; Metazoa; Chordata; Aves; Anseriformes; Anatidae. The record is from RefSeq and is a predicted model, not a curated record. Gene Ontology annotation, molecular function: protein dimerization activity; RNA polymerase II cis-regulatory region sequence-specific DNA binding; DNA-binding transcription factor activity, RNA polymerase II-specific.